UCAUUAUGGCACUCUCAAGCGUCGUCACUCUUUGCAUCUAACUUUUUGAAGUCAUUCCUUUAAUUACACUCCUUUGAAUUAUACUACAUAUCGAAUAUUUUGUCUCUCCUUUCUUUUUCGCCUCUAUUUCCUUCCACCAAGACCUACGCCAUGAUGAAAACACAAUGGUCGUUUCCCAGAGUGGCCGCUCUACAAAUACUUUCUUUUGGCUUUGUGGGCCAGGUAAUUGCCCAGUUUUGUGCCGCGGACUAUCCGCCUUCAGUAUCGACCGCAGGUGCCACAACAACAACAUUUGGGCCAGUGCUUGCACCGGAGAUUGACACAUCUGACCCGGCGAAUCUGAUUCCAGCCGCAAAUAUCUCUCUCUACUAUGGACCAUCUGAUACUGAUGCCGGCGACUCUUCCUUUGCCGUCACUUCUGGCUCUGUUAACAUGAAUCUGGAAUUCUCCCACGAUGCCGUGGUAUUGGAGUAUAUCGAGUCUAUCAAGAGUGUCCAGUGCUCCGAUGGUUCCGUGAUUGUGGCCUUUAAAAGCUUAGCUGGAUUUGAAACAGCCUUUCAGUCUUGGUCAUUGCGAGAGAGUCUUAUCUUGAUCACCAACCAUCUUGGCAAUUGUGAUGUUGAGUUUGAGAGAGGGUUCUUCAAAGUUGAUAACCUCAUUCCAAACCAGCCCGAUCUGUCUAUCACCGGCAAUGCAUCCAAGCAGCAGAUUAACCAUAUCGCUGAAUCAUGCGAAAUCGCCUUUUCGUCGGUACCGGCAGGAAAACUCGCCAAACGCCUCACACUCGAUCCUUCCUUUAGCAUACCUUUCUCCAAGGCCCUGGAGAGCGAUACUGUCCUGGCAAGUGUACCUCCGUACCUUACGGUCACCGCCAAUGAAGCCACUUUCUCCUCGGAGAUUACCUUCUCGGGCUACCUGCACUACGACUUCUGGGCCUUCAAGAUGCGGCAACUCCACUUCGAUAUCGAUGCGGGCUUUUCCGCAGAUAUGGCCAUUACCGCGAAUGUCGCCGCUGCCUACGACAAGUCCUUCACCUACGCGCCCUCGGAUCUCACUUACACCCUCGUUAAUGUCCCGGGCAUUGUACAGCUUGGUCCCGGCGUAGCCUUCGGUGUGGGGGUGGACAUCAGCGCCUCCACCGCCGUUGACGUAACGGCGGGUCUGUCUAUCUCAAUGCCCGAUGGGAAUGUCCAUGUCGACCUGCUGAACAGUGUCAAUACCGUGUCCAGCGGAUGGACGCCUUCGUACAAGCCACAUGCCAACAUCUCAGCGCAGGCCGAUGUUCGCGCCGACGCCACCGCCAGCGUUACGGUUGAGAUGGCAGUGAACUUUCUAGGAGGCCUCAUCGACCUAAGCAGUGGGUUGACAGCGAAACCGGGAAUUGCGAACACAUUUUCGCUCGAUGCCCAUUAUGAUACGGAGGCCACGAAAAUCAACACGCUCUCGAAGACGAGCCGGGACUCGCACAACGAGACCAGCUCGUGCGAUGAAGGCGUGAGCUGGAAGUCAGAAUUUCUCUUCAGUCUUGAUGCCUUUGUAACAAGGUCGUGGAGCAGGACGCUAGUUGACUUGGGAAUCCCGCUAUUGGAUGUCUGCUAUCAAUUUUAAGGGCAUCACCUUCCAGUUUUCCCGGUUUCUUCUUGUGGAUUUUGGAGAGUCGUGAUAACCACCUUCCCAAUGCCGUUAGCCCACAGCCCACGUGGUCGCAUUAAACCCUUACAAGCCCUCCUUCAGACAACUUCAACGGUUGUGUGAUUAUGGUCGUAUAUUUAUAUCUAUAUCUAUUCAUAUACUAUGUAUUGUUUCACGUUAUUUCUUUUUUCGGUUGGACCAAGGCAACCUUCUGCAAGGGACACCCUGCUUCCUCCACACCAUUUAGUCGGGGUUCCGAUUCCUCCGUGUUGCAUCAAUUCGGCUAGCGAUGAAAUACUAGUCCAGCACUAAACUAGUCAUUUUCAAACGAAGGAUCCAUUCCAAUGUCACCUUCUCUA
Messenger RNA from Aspergillus alliaceus, 1991 nucleotides. RefSeq lists its product as uncharacterized. NCBI's taxonomy places the organism in Eukaryota, Fungi, Ascomycota, Eurotiomycetes, Eurotiales, Aspergillaceae. Bases 151 to 1608 code for a protein of 485 amino acids. The record is from RefSeq and is a predicted model, not a curated record. The transcript has 2 exons.